AUGGCGUCAAUGACGUCGUUCGCCCGCGCACUGCGGUCCACUCCAACUACGCACACGACCACCUGCUCUAUCCUCCGAUCGCAUUUACGUCCUCGCUCUCUUCCUCGCUCCGUUUCCCCUCGGUCCGCUCGGUUUGUACACCCCGGUGCUUACCAGCCUUUCGUUCCGCCGUCCCCGAGCGAGCUAGGGAAACCCGCCCCCGCAAAGACCUAUGAUCGGUCCCGCAAAUGGCUCCGACGCCUUGUCUAUCUGUCGCUAGCCACCGGGGUGGUCUAUGCAAUUGAUACCCAGUUCUACGCAUCAUCCCUGACGAGAACAGCCCGAACUUUCACCUUAGGUCUAAUUGUGGCUCUGGACUAUAAGAUCAACUUCCGACCCAAUCCUCUCCUAGCCAGCUCCAUCAACCAUUUACACACUCGCAACGCCGAGAGACUGUCGGAUUUGCUGCGGCAUAAUGGAGGCCUCUACCUCAAGAUCGGUCAGGCAGUCGCCAUGCAGUCCGCCAUUCUGCCGCCCGAGUUCCAGAAAAUGUUCUCGCGUAUGUUCGACGAUGCCCCGCAGAACGACUGGAAGGAUGUGGAGAAGGUCAUCCGCGAGGAUUUUGGCAAGUCGCCGGAGGAAGUCUUUGGCGUGUCGUUCACAGGCGAUCCCACCAAAGGUGUCAUGGAGCGCAAGGCCAGAGCCAGUGCCAGUGUAGCGCAGGUUCAUUGGGCUCGCUUGGCCGACGGAAGAGAGGUUGCAGUGAAGGUCCAGAAGAGGGAAAUUGCGCAGCAGAUCCAAUGGGAUUUAUGGGCGUUCAAGGUCGUGACCUGGGUCUACAGCCGUGUGUUCGAUAUCCCGUUUUACUCUUUGGUCCCCUAUGUCAGCGAGCGCUUAUUCCUGGAGACGGACUUCGAGAAUGAAGCCGAUAACUCGGAGCACAUGGCCAGACUCGUUGCAGGCGAGUCACGCCUCCGAAAUCGUGUGUACAUUCCCAAGGUCUAUCGUGAACUGAGCUCCAAGCGGGUCAUGACCGCGGAAUGGAUCGAGGGCGUCCGCCUCUGGGAUAAAGAUGCUAUCACACGCUCCUGGCGCGGUGGCUGGCAUCAGGGUAGCCCAGGAUGCCACGGGACUCCAAUGGACCCCCCACAGUCCGACAGCACAUCCACCAAGGUCUCUCGCAACCCGAACGCAACCCAGCUCAAACCGGAGCGGGAUCACUGGCGUGGAUGGAACGGCCGCGGCGGACUCGGCCUCUCCCUGAAAGAGGUGAUGACCACCAUGAUCGACCUGUUCUCAGCCCAGAUGUUCCUCUGGGGCAUCCUACACUGUGACCCGCACCCGGGCAAUAUCUUCGUCCGUCGCAAACCCUCGGGUCAACCAGAACUCGUCCUAAUCGACCACGGCCUCUACAUUCACAUGGACACAGAUUUCCGACACCAAUACGCCCGCUUUUGGAAGUCACUUCUCACCUUCGACAACGCCGCCAUCCGCGACAUCGUCAAACAAUGGGGCGUCACGAACCCCGACAUCUUCGCCUCGGUCACCCUCAUGCGCCCCUACCAAGGCGGCGACCUCUCCACCCAACAACACUUCGAAGGCCUCUCCAAGAAGGACCGCGCCCAGCGCCACUACGAAGCCCAACAAGCCGCCCGCAAAGGAAUCCGCCAGAUCCUCGGCGACGAAAGCAAAUGGCCCAAGGAGCUCAUCUUCAUCGGCCGGAACCUGCGCAUCGUCCAAGCCAACAACCAAUUCCUCGGCUCCCCCGUCAACCGCAUCAAGAUCACAGGCACCUGGGCGUCCCGCGCCCUCGUCGAGUCUCCCGAUCUCCCCCUCAACGAGAAAAUCCAGAACUACGGCCGCCACAUCCUCUUCCGGCUCGUGCUCUUCACCAGCGACAUUUACUUCUAUUUCACGAAGAUUAGACAGUUCCUGAGACUCGGGGGCGGAAUGGAGGAUUCGCUGGAGGCGCAGAUGCAGAGUAUGGCUAAGGAUAUGGGGGUUGAUUUGCAGCAGAAUGUGUUUGAGGGAUAG
Messenger RNA from Aspergillus oryzae RIB40, 2013 nucleotides. Its product is annotated as ABC1 kinase family protein. The transcript is spliced from 2 exons. The record is from RefSeq and is a predicted model, not a curated record. Bases 1 to 2013 code for a protein of 670 amino acids. NCBI's taxonomy places the organism in Eukaryota, Fungi, Ascomycota, Eurotiomycetes, Eurotiales, Aspergillaceae.